AACUUAGCAAAAUUAGGGUUCAUCAUGAACAAACUUAUCGGGCAAAUAAACAGGCAAAGAUAUGAUUUUUCAUUCAUUUCUCCAGGAAUACAUAUAACCUUAAACAUAAAAAAAAAUAGAGAAAUCAACCAAAAGGCAACAAAUUCACGGCGGAAUUUUCUGGGAAAAAUGGAUCCAGAUCUGAUGGGAGGGAUCCCACCCACGAGACCAGGCUCCCAUCGUCCCCUUCACCACCGUUCCCAGAAAACUCCUCUGUUCAAAGAAAUUACCUACAAAAGCAGACCCUAAAUCUUCACCCAAAUCACCGGCUCCGCAAAAUUCCUCUCCUUUUCUGCCGCCGUUCUCAACACCCAGACUCCAAGAACAGAAGAACCCCCCCUUUUCUAACCUAAAGUCCUCUAUUUAUACUCAAACCAAAACCAACCCUAAAAACCCUAAAAAUCCCAACUAGGAACCUUCCAGAAAUCACUCUCCGGGCUUUUCUGUGUCCACGGUUUUGGGCUCCUCCAAUCACCAGAAUUUUGCAAUGCAUUUGGGCCUCUCUGGUCUUUACCUUUUUUACCUGGUCUUUACCUUUUUUACAAACUCUGCGAAAUGCAUUUGGGCCUUAAAUCCACGCCCAAUUCAUGCGGUCGUCACCCACUCGUGCAUAGAUUUCCUCUGCAAAUCUAUUCCAGUUGCAGGGAGAUCGGGAUUUUGCCAACUCGUCGAAGCUCCGCGUGCACACCACCGCCAUCGCUGGUUGGUAGAUCUGGCUUUCCUCUCUCUGGUUCCGACGCUCACUCGCCAGCGUGGGUCAUGGUGGCUCGUGGGGAUGGUCUUUUGCACGGCUGUCGGCAACCCAAGCUUCCAGAUAGCGGGAAAGGGAUGGCCGGGAUCUGUGCAAGGAAGAAAGGGGAAACCGAAGGAAGGAAGAAUCCGAGGGUUUCAUGGGAGGGGAGGAAUCUUGGGUAUGGAGGGAAAGCUCGGUUGGAGAAGGAGAAGGAGAAGGGAGACGGUAGAAGGAGGAGGUGGUUGCCGGCUGUGGUGAUGAUGAAAUCGGUAAGAUGAUGGUGGUGAUGGUGAUCGGAGAAAGAGGAUGAAGAUGGCUGCUGGCUGCUAGCAGAAGGAUGGGGAUUCGAGAAAGAGAGAGAAGGGAAUUGAAGGUUUGACCGA
Molecule: messenger RNA, 1155 nt
Organism: Rubroshorea leprosula
Lineage: Eukaryota; Viridiplantae; Streptophyta; Magnoliopsida; Malvales; Dipterocarpaceae
Source: the annotation of a GenBank genome assembly